AUGGCAUAUCUCGAAAGAUCAUCUCCAACGUUGAAAGAGGCACUCCUCAAGAUAUACCGUGCUGAAAAACCUAUUGAGAUCGAUCAACAUUUCUACGAGUUUGGUUCGAUUCAGUAUCACAUCAAGUGCUCGGUUUCGGUUUCGGAUCCAAAGAUUGUGUAUGUAUCGACGUCGACGUUGCUUCAAACACAAGGAAUAGUGACGUUGAAGGAGAUUUCAAGUCACACUUAUGAUGUGAUUAAGAAAAUUGCAGUUGGUGUGAUAGCUAUCGUUAAUCCACCACAAUUAGGUUUUCAACUGACCCUCGGGAUUCAUCUUGAUAAUAUGCCACGUGAUGAUUCACAAGCGAUGAACAACGACAGGCCCAUCAGGAUUGUUUAUCACCCAAGUGAACCUUUCUACGUCUUUAAACAGCUGGAGAAAAUGACGGCGGUGUUUCCGAUGAAUUUUAAAGACGAUUCGGAUGUUGCUAUUGCCACCUCAUUCUUCCAGGAACUAGUGGAAGUGGGAAACCAAAAGGAAAUGGGAAAGGCUCCACAGUGUAAUUGGUCACCAAUACCUCCUCCCCAACUUAGAGGAGAACCGGUCCAAGACUUGACCACCAAUUCUGGUUUUGUCUCUUUUGAUAUUACUUCACGGCACGUUGAAGGAAAGAGACUAGACAAAACGGUUUGGAACUUGCUAAAUUUCUACGCAUACGUUAAAUACCAUAUCAAGUGUUCGAGAGGGUACAUACAAAGAAGGAUAAGAACAAGAAUGGCCAGUUUGGUUAAGGUAUUUUAA
Molecule: messenger RNA, 783 nt
Organism: Microthlaspi erraticum
Lineage: Eukaryota; Viridiplantae; Streptophyta; Magnoliopsida; Brassicales; Brassicaceae
Source: the annotation of a GenBank genome assembly